Molecule: messenger RNA, 2037 nt
Organism: Hermetia illucens (black soldier fly)
Lineage: Eukaryota; Metazoa; Arthropoda; Insecta; Diptera; Stratiomyidae
Gene: emei
Product: transmembrane protein 161B
Exons: 9
Coding region: 440-1915 (491 amino acids)
Source: RefSeq, a predicted model, not a curated record
CACUGCUUGACAGAUAGUCCGGUUAGGUUAUAUUUGACAUAAAUAAUACAAAAAUUGGACCAGGGCCAAUUUUGGGCUCCCGUCUCUCAAUAUUUUUAGUCCAUGUGCGGGCUCCGGUACAGUCAGGACUGGCCUUUUUCUUGACUAAUUUGUGCACUUUCUACACGAGACGACUAGACCGUAAUUGUCUCACAAUUGGUGUCCUAAAUCGCGGACCCGCCAAUUGUCUAGUCUCCAAUUGGGAACAGAAAUGCUGGAAUUGGCCGAAAUCAAUUAGUCGGUUCUUCCCACGCAUUUCAUCCUUCCGGUUUAAGUGAAAAGUUGUGUAAAGUUUGCUCUUGAAUGUAUAGUACGUCGCGUUUACGUGAAAUAUACUUUUGGCGGCAAUUGAGCGCUGAAGUGAAUUAAGUUAUAAAGGUUUAAGGCUCACUAAAGAGAAAUGGCUGUUUUAGGCGGUCAACUAGUCAUUACAUUAAUAAUGGCCAGCAUUAUUCAGAAAAUGAAUGCACACAUUUCCUUCGCAAGAUGGCUGCUUUGCCAUACCGGCUUGGUUCGCUAUCUGGAUCCUACGGACGACCAGCUUCGGACGCUUGCCGGAAUCGGCAAAGAGAAGGGCAAAGGGAAAAAUCAUCAGAAAGAACGACCCCAAAGCUUCCACGUAUCCAGGAACAUCGACAUAGACUUGGAGACUGCGAAGGUCGGUUCACUGGAUGUCAUGUACUUACGAUACUUCACGGAAUACCAGUGGCUCGUGGACUUCAGCAUUUACGCGGCUAUUGUGUACAUAUCGUCCGAGGUUUACAGCAUUUGGUUCCCGGCGAAGGAGGAAGUGAACUUGAGUAUGGUGUGGUGCCUACUAGUCAUCUUUUUCGCUUUAAAACUUCUAGGUUCGUUAACAGUUCUUUAUUUUAGAAGCGAAGAAUCAAUUGCAGAAAGAUCGAUGUGCAUUAUUGCUUGCCUAGUUUACUUGCUAAUAGCCAUGAUUGUCCUCACGCUAGACGAUAGCAUUUUAGAGACUGGCCUAGAGCAAGCAUACACAAACUUCAACAAGAGUGCCUCAGCAUUUUUGGCGGAACAAGGAGUGUCGAAUUCUGGGCCUGCUUCCAAAAUAGUAUUAAAAUUUUUCAUAGCAGUUUUGUGUGGCCUUCUGGGAUCCCUAUUCACAUUUCCUGGGUUAAGGAUCGCUCAAAUGCACUGGGACUCCUUGAAAUAUUGCAGAACGACAAAAUUAAUGCAAAUCAUACUGAAUACUAGUUUCGCUCUUCCAUUCGUUCUAGUUGUACUUUGGAUCAAGCCAAUAAGCCGUGACUAUUUAACGGAUCGAACUUUUGGCGGAAUGGACAAACCUAUCCUGACAAGUCACGCCUUCGAAGCAAUUCGUUUGCUUUUGAUGAUAUUCGCGGUAUUGCUAAGAUUCGCUCUGUUGCCUACCUACCUUCAGGCCUAUUUGAACAUAGCUUACGAUCGUAUCGAGAGCAUGAAAAAAGAAGGUGGACGCAUCACUAAUAUUGAGUUGCGACGGAAGGUUUCUUCAGUGUUCUCAUACCUGUGUGUUGUGACGCUCCAAUUCGCCGCUCCUUUAAUCUUGUGCUUAUUCUUCACAUUGAUGUAUAAAAGUCUUAGCGGUUUCAGUUGGUUCACCCCCGCUGCUACUAUUCCAAAUGAUAGCAUCAAUGAAAUAAUUUCGACCACAGAAGGUUCAGGCGAUGGGUCCGGGGAUUAUAUAAAGAGUGAAGGAUUGGAUUUAUUGCAAUCUGCACAAACAAUCCAAGCAUCAUGGCACGGCCUUAGGAAGGUUUUCAGCUCGGAAGUAUAUAAGGGAUUCCUUGGUUUUGCUGUGUGGUGGAGCUAUUUCUCCUUGUUUGCAACAUCUGCGUUGGGUGUGUUUUAUCAGUCAUAUUUCACUAAAGUAUGAAAGACUUUAUGAGAUAACUGAGCGUUAUUUGUAUUUCUUCAAAGAAAUUUUCUAUUAUACAUUUUUGUAUAAAAAAAAGUCGAAAAGCAAUACAAUAAAGAGAUUAGUCUUUGAUUUAGAAA